This is a messenger RNA of Schizophyllum commune H4-8, 1822 nucleotides long. RefSeq lists its product as uncharacterized. Bases 17 to 1822 code for a protein of 601 amino acids. The transcript is spliced from 5 exons. Lineage: Eukaryota; Fungi; Basidiomycota; Agaricomycetes; Agaricales; Schizophyllaceae. The record is from RefSeq and is a predicted model, not a curated record.
CGCCGCCCUGCCCACUAUGCCCGCUGUACCGCGCGCCGUCAAGAACCACCGUCAAAAGCGGUCCUACGCGCCGCUUCCGACUUCAUGGCGAUUUAAAUGCAAGUCGAGCUACACCGUCGAGGAAGCGCUCGCGCUCGAGCAGCAGAUCCAGGUGGUCAAGAAGAACGGCGCAAGACGCUAUAUCUGUCCCUCGUGCGACAAGGACGCCGCUCAGAAAACCGAAAUCGAGAUUCAUGUCCGCACACACACAAAGCUCUGCAGAUACUUUUGUCCUCAAUGCGACUACAAGGGCUCCGACCCCUCCGCGAUGCAGAAGCACUGCAAGAACAUCCAUGGCUGCAAGUCGCCGGGGAAGGACGAGCUUCCUGCCUGGAUGUCGACGUCGACGCCACUGCUGGCGUCGACAUAUGACGCACCCACCCCGCUGGACAUGACCGCCGCGAAGGAGGACAGCUCCAAGGUCGCGGAUAUCCACAACUGCCCUGCCAACGCCGCCCACUUUGUGUCGCAGCCACCGCCGCCGCCGCCAACGACGACCCGCAAGCGCCGCGCCUCGUCUGCCAUCUCCCCGCCCACCGUCACGGCCUCCAUCUCGCGCAUGUCGGUCUCGUCAGCGUCGCUGGCCGCCGCGAGGUUGCCCAUCCAGCCCUUGACGCCGCCAGUGAUGGCGCAUCAGGCGCCGCUCGCCCAGGACCCCUACCUUCCCACGGAUGCGUCAGCGUACCAGCAGGUCAACACCUCUUAUGACCAGCAUGUCGACGCCUCGUACGGCCAGUCCGCCAACACUAAUGGCCAGCCCAUCGACACCGCCUACGUCCAGCCCGUCGGCACCUCUUGCAACAACUACCAGCACACCAACAACUUCACGAACCAAUUCAUCCCGCAGAUUUACAACUGCAACCAGGUCGCCGAUGCCUGCCACGAGACGCCCGCCGACAUCUACUCCCACCCGCUUGCCAACACCUAUCAUGAGCCACCCCCCAACACCUACUAUGGCCAGCCCUUCAACACCCACGCCCCUUCGCCGGCCUCUUCGUACUCCUCUCACGGUUCGCAAGUUGGUUAUCAGCCCUCAAACGUUUCGACUUCCCCCGUGUCGACAUCAAUGCUCACCCCGCCGAUCUCGAUGCCCGUCCCGACAAUCCCGACAUUCAGCGCUGCCCUUCCGCCGCUCGACACGUCGAUCUCGAUGCUCAACCCAAUGCCCAACACGCCGAUUUCGAUGUCCGCCGCGCCGGCUGCCGCCCAGCCCUUCCGUCCGCGCCGGUUCUCGUUCAACCGCCAGUACCGCAACCCUAACGAGCCGGUAGCCGAGCCGUGGGCCAACACCCAGCAGCUGUGGAACGAGGCCAGUCAGGAGUGUCCCAACGAAUCUUUCGAGCAGCAGUGGAACAACACUGCCGAUCUGCUGUGGUCUGACGGCCCGCAAGUGUUCGACGACCUCCUGCAAGGCUUUGACGACUCGACCUACCAGCAGUGCUCUGAGGCCCCUCAGCAGAGGAUGUCGCCGCCUCACCAGGAGCAGACGACCAACGCCCCUGCGUGGUCAUCGUCGAGCUCGUCUUGCAGCUCGUCAUCGUUGGAUGGCUCUUUCCCGUCCCAGCCACUCGGCAACAAUGCACUCCCGCUGCACGACGUCGAGUCCCUGUCGCCCUACGAUCCCUCAUUAGAUCCGAUGUUCGCGCACCUUGACCCAGACGCCUUGCUUUCAUUCUGGGUGAACUCUGUCGAGCCUGUCUAUCGGUUGUUGCGUGACACGAAUGCGCUGCCGCGCCACUUGACUGAGCAAGACCUCCUCAAAUUCAUGUUGGCCAACAACUAG